Calliphora vicina (urban bluebottle blowfly) is the source of this 1904-nucleotide messenger RNA. RefSeq names its product cytochrome P450 CYP12A2-like. The transcript is spliced from 5 exons. Bases 79 to 1758 code for a protein of 559 amino acids. Gene Ontology annotation, molecular function: monooxygenase activity; heme binding; oxidoreductase activity, acting on paired donors, with incorporation or reduction of molecular oxygen. The record is from RefSeq and is a predicted model, not a curated record. Lineage: Eukaryota; Metazoa; Arthropoda; Insecta; Diptera; Calliphoridae.
AUUAAUAUUUAAGGAAAUUUGCACAACAGUAUAAAUUUGAGUGUUAGACCGACUGUUUUAGAAAUUUUUUCUAGCGAAAUGUUAAAAUUACAAAAAUGCUGCGUCACUUUAAACAACACUAUCAAUCUAAAUGAGGCAACAGCAUUUAAAUUGUUAUUAAUAAAACAGCAAAAACAAGUACCAGCAUUACGCUUUCAAUCCACGGCCCCUGCUGCUACUGCUGUAAAAACUGAAGACAAUUACGAAGCCUCAGCAACUAAAGAAUGGCAAAAUGCUAAACCUUUCGAGGAAAUUCCCACGAUUAGUAGUUUUAGUUUACUCAGGAAUUUUUUACCCGGCGGCAAAUAUGCCAAUUUGGAUUCUACUAAACUACUGGAAGCUUUCAGAGAAGACUUGGGUAGUGUGGCCCAUUUGCCAGGUUUCUUUGGACGCGAGGGUUUUGUAAUCACCCAUAAUGUGGACGAUUUUGAAAAGGUUUUACGCAAUGAAGGCAUAUGGCCAAAUAGACCGGGUUCAGAAGCUCUACACUAUCAUCGUCAUGUACAUCGUGCUGAGUUUUUCCAAGGCGUAGAGGGUCUAAUAGCAACACAAGGUGAAACCUGGGGUACAUUUCGUUCGGCUGUCAAUCCUGUGAUGAUGCAACCGAAAAAUGUUCGUUUGUAUUUGCACAAAAUGUCACAAGUCAAUAAGGAAUUUAUAGAAAGAAUUCGCCAAAUACGUGAUCCACAAACCCUUGAAGUUCCCGCUACUUUUGAAGAAGAAAUUAAUCGCUGGACUUUGGAAUCUGUUUCGGUUGUGGCCCUGGACAAACAACUAGGACUGAUCAGAAAGAAUCGCGAUAAUCCCAUGGCCAAACAACUGUUUCAGGCUCUAAACGAUUUCUUUACGUAUUCGUUGGAAAUUGAAUUCAAACCCUCCAUAUGGAGAUAUUACAAAACACCAACUUUCAAGAAACUAAUGAAAGCUUUAGACGAUAUUGUUGAUGUCACCAGUUCGUAUGUUAACGAGGCCAUUGAACGUAUCGAGGAGGAGCGUAAGAGUGGAGUGCCCGAAAAGCCAGAACAUGAGAAGAGUGUUUUGGAGAAACUAAUUAAAAUCGAUAAAAGAAUUGCCACUGUAAUGGCCAUGGAUAUGUUAAUGGCGGGAGUGGAUACGACCAGCACAACAUUUGCUGGCUUAAUGUUGUGUGUGGCUAAAAAUCCGGAGAAACAGGAGAAAUUGCGCCAAGAGGUUUUGAAAGUUUUACCCCAAAAGGACUCCGAGUUUGAUGAGAAUGCCUAUAAGAAUAUGCCCUAUUUGAGAGCCUGCAUUAAAGAGUCUCAACGUCUUUAUCCCUUGGCCGUGGGUAAUGCCCGUGUACCUGUCAAAGAUGUGGUCAUUAGUGGCUACAGAGUACCCAAGGGUACUCAAGUCUCUUUGUGCACCACCUCUUUGUCUCGCAAUAGUGAUCAUUAUCCUCAACCAAAUGAAUUUUUACCCGAACGAUGGCUAAGAGCCAGUAAAGAUGAUGCCAAAAGUACAGAAUGUCCUCAUGCCCUUAAACCCAGUACUCCCUUCUUACAUUUACCAUUUGGCUUCGGUGCACGCAGUUGUAUUGGUCGUCGUAUUGUCGAAAUGGAAUUAGAAUUGGGCAUUGCUCGCAUGGUGCGUAACUAUCAGAUCGAGUUUAAUUAUCCAACGGAAAAUGCCUUCAAGAGUUUGUUGAUUAAUGUGCCUAAUAUACCCUUGAAAUUUAAAUUUACCGAUUUGGGUUAUUGAAAAUUAAUGUGAAAAAAGAGAUUUUUAAGAAAAUAUUUACUUAUAUUCGUAGUUAUAGAAAUUGUUGUUUGUUUAUAUGUGAAAUUGUUAUUAAUCUAAAUAAAAUAAGUAUUCAAAUUGUGAUGGCCAAGUAAUGAAAGAUGUAU